AAAAGCAAACCACUAGGGAACAGCAUUACUCUAAGACAAGAGGAGGAAGUGGCUGGGCAAAAUGAAAACAUCGUGAAAAGAUGGAAGUGCCGUUUAUAUUUGUGACUGACCGACAGAGUUCCGAGAUUUUUUAUAGCAAACAUGCCCACGACUAUUUUGUAAGAAAAUUGUGCUCUUCUUGAAUUUGUUGUUGGAAGAGAGUAGCGCCGUGUAAAUGCUUUUUAUCUCCUCUUCCUCGUUCACGGAGAGUCGUAGAAAACGAGCUCAUUACUGAAAGAAGGAAUCGUAGUGUCUUAACAGCUACUUAUCUGCUUUGUGUUAACAUAGAGAUACAUAAGUACGAGACCAUAAUGGCUGAGAACACAGGGGAAGAGUCGAUUGGGGGGAUGGGAUUGACUGGUGGAGCGACUCAGAACAGCGGGACCAACUCGUUUCCGAGUUUAGGAAAUUCUCUGCCGGGGGACUCGAGUGAAAUUAACCCAGCCUCACCGUCUCCCGCAACGGCUGCAGAGACUGGCCUUGCCGUUAUAGUCCCGGGUAUUGCAGACCUGCCUGCUUCGCCGGUGGGAAGUGGUUUUGGCACAGCGAUAGGUGUUCUUGGAACGGCAGUGGGCACAGCAAUUCUAGCACCGUCUUCCGCUGCCCCUGCUGUUCUUCCUCCCAGCAUUGGCUUGGCUGUCACCGGCAACCAAAACCUGGCUGGGGCGGGUCUUCUCACCCAGAUACACUCGACUUUCUGGGAUCCAACGCUCAGCACAGACUGGGACAACGAAAAGCCCUCCCAACAAUGCAUUCUCCGGAUUAAAAGGGAUAUUAUGUCCAUCUACAAAGAACCUCCACCAGGCAUGUUUGUGGUGCCUGACCCUCACGACAUGACAAAGAUCUAUGCCCUGAUCACUGGACCAUUUGACACGCCCUACGAAGGGGGUUUUUUCCUCUUCCUGUUCCGUUGUCCCCCUGACUAUCCAAUCCACCCACCUCGUGUGAAACUGAUCACUACAGGCAACAACACUGUGCGCUUCAAUCCCAAUUUUUACCGUAAUGGCAAAGUUUGCCUCAGCAUCCUUGGGACCUGGACGGGGCCUGCAUGGAGCCCAGCCCAGAGUAUCUCCUCAGUCCUGAUCUCCAUCCAGUCUUUGAUGACUGAGAACCCCUAUCACAAUGAACCGGGCUUUGAACAGUGUGCCGACAACUCAAACUCACUCUCUCGGUGUGUACUCCCGGUCUCAGCCCUGAACUGUGGAGAGGAACACAUUUAUAAGCACCUGGGCAGAUUGAUUAACGCAACCCAGGAGAGACACCCAGGGGACAGUAAGAACUACAAUGAGUGCAUUCGCCAUGAGACCAUGAGGGUGGCUGUGUGUGACAUGCUGGAUGGCAAAUGUCCCUCUCCUGAAGCUCUCUGGAGUGUAAUGGAGAAGUCUUUCUUGGAGUACUAUGACUUCUAUGAGGGGGUCUGCAAGGAGCGCCUGCAUCUUCAGGGACAGACAAUGCAGGACCCAUUUGGUGAGAAGCGUGGCCAUUUCGACUAUCAGAACCUACUGUCACGGCUGCAGAGCAUCCACCAGCGUGUGCGUGAGAAGUGUCAGCUGGAGGAGAAUGAUGCUGAUACAGACUCUGAUACCAGCUCCUCAGGCACGGACCCAGACAGCCAAGGCAGUUCCAAGCCAUAGCCAGGAGCACCACACACAUGCAAGUUCCUGCCCCUUCUUUAUACUACUCCCUCUGCAGAGCACUGAUGCUCUACAGACAGCUCUGUUCUACAGCUAGGGGGAAUGUUCAUUUUUCUUUGUUGUCAGGAGCGAGCUGCCUGAUGAAACAAAUGAGAUUGGAGAUGAGUGCGAGUGGACAGGUGGCGGUAAGUGAAUAAAAUGGAGUGUAGAAAAGUCCCUGCCACCAUUUACAGAGAAUCUCUGAAGCUUAAGACUUUGAAACAGACAUGGCGUGGAUGCUCACCUGCCUGUUUUUUUUUGUCAUGUUUUUCAUGAAAUGCUUGUUUUUUGGAGUCAAACUACAGAAUGUUGUAUCCAGGGAGACGGUGUGAGCAAGGGCCCUAGUGAAGAAAGUGGGUAGCAUUCACAGCCCCCCUUCUGUAAGAUUAGCCCAUGCAGGUCUGGAUUCUCCUGUCUUUUUUGAUGAAAGUGAUGAUGGUGCAGUGGUAAACAUAAAAGUGUAAUAGUUCCCAGAUGUGCUAUGUCAUUAUGGCUCCAUUUUAAACCUAGCCAUACAGCUGAGAGAGAAAUAGUCAGAGAACCACUAGAUGGGAUUUGUUUGACUAGAAGGCUCUCUGUUCAAGUAGACUAUAGUUUUUAAAUGCUUCAUUUUUGCAUUAAGCAGAUGCACAAACCACGUUUUUCUGCUGGGUAUUGAGUUUCUUUUUGCUUUGUUUCUUGACACAUACAAACUACUUUAUUCUAUCAUUGAGUCAAAUUUCAUAAUAAACUAAUACAAAUCAAACAAAAUUAUUCAAAUACAAAUAUAUUGAAGUGUAAAUGUAUUUAAUAGAUUAAUCAGUGUUUGAAAGAAUGGAGAAUUCACUGACUCCUUGAUUUGGUUGCUGACAAUUGUAUUACAGAAGGUUAUUGAAACCAACCAUGCCUUCUAGAAAUUGACAGUGUGGGCUCCCCUAGAAGAAAAUCUGCACCUGGAGGAAAUUCAUAACACCAGCCUGUACUAUACAUUAAAACACCCUCAUUCCAUGGCCAUGUUUGUGAUUUUGGGAUUAUAUAAAUAUUCAAAAUAUGGUGACUGGAUACAAAUACCCAUACUGAUAAACCCUUGCGGAGUUCAUAUUUCAAAUUCCAAAUGCUGAUGUUCGUUAAGCAUUAUGUUGAUACAAAUUAAAUACGAAGCCAGAAAAGAAAACACUUUGCUACAAGUUGUAAAUAGCAGCACAGUGCAUCAGAUAUAGAGUUUUGUAAAUCAGUUUUGUAAAUUAGUGCUUGUUAUUGAUAUUGUAGCCAACUAUCCAAAUUCAGACGUACCAAUCACCAUUCUAGAUGUAUUGAGAUUGAGAGAAUUAUAAUUGAUCUUGCUAUGCAUUGUCUGUGUCAUCCUAUGGUGUGUAGUUGACUUGUCAUUGGUCAUCAUUUUUGUAGGCCAGUACAUAUGGACAAUGUUCAGAGUGUGUCUGUGACUAGGCCAUUGUUUAGUGUACUCUAGUAAAGCACAGGGAGAUCCCUCUUUCAAGGGGAUUCUCCUCUUCAUUGCAUAACAGUGUGCUCAACUGAGUGACCAGAUGUAGUUCCAGGCCAGGUGAACAUAUUGAUGAAAGGCUUACCUUAAAUCGUCUUCAGUCCAUUGAAAUAGAUGAGGAAUCACUCUUUUCUUCCUUGUGUUUUUCUGAGGGUGUUCUUCCACAUUUUGAUUGAAUUCUGUUCCAUAGUCUGGUGUUUUUGUAUUAAGUAUUUGUGCUUUCACCAAACUGGACUUGAACUGACAUGAAGAGCUUUGUACCUUAAUGUUUUUGCCUGUUUGAGAGCUCAAGUUAGCGCAUUCGGGUCAAGUCUUUGCAUUUCUAUUCUAAUUCAUCAACCUCCGUGCAACUUGUCCAUCUGAGAAUUUCAGUACCAUGACCUGGCAUGUCAGACAUGUCAUUUCAGAAAGAGACUAGAUGGUGCCAUUUCCCAAGGAUCACCAUGCAACUGGUUCAAGCUUAUGAUUAAUACAUCUAGAACAUGAAGAAAUCAAACGUAAUGUUCAAAAGCCAUUUGGCUCACAUGUAGAACAACAGUUUUCAAAAUCAAAAACUUUGUUCUGUUUGCAUUCUUUCAUUUUCAACAUUGGAUUCUUAUCAGUUUAGGAACACAAGUGGGAUUAAAAAUUUUUUAUAGGUAAAUAUUUCUGGAGAUUUGCCAGUGUCUGAGGUAGGAUGUGUUCCAGUGGUGCCUAUAGGAUUAUUUCAUGCAAACCAGAAAGUCAACUCACCUUUGAUACUCCAAAGAUCAGUAGCACCUUCUUUGGAAAAAAGGCAGAAAAAAACAGGUAGAAAUAGAAGCAAAUUCAGUAGUCUUGAAAAUAGUUAAGCAAUUUGUUCAUUAGAUUUUGAUUGGAUUUUAACUUGGCUUUUUUAAUUGAUCAUCUAUUCAUCGUAGGUUAGUAUUGUGGGGGAAUUCAGUACAUAUGGUAACAUGACAAUCUAAACUGAAAGAGAAGCUCUGGAUUCAUUGCAUGGUGAUUCUUUGUAGCUCUGAUAUGUAAAAGCAUGUUGCUGUUGUGCUAUUGUGUAUAAUGCACUGUUAUUUUUGUUUUUGUUUUGCAUUGGGUUUUUAUUUUUGAGCAAGGGAAUUUAAAUAAUGGUCCAGGAUUAUAACUGACCAACACCUUGACUGUCUUGAUCUCUAUAAGCAAAUGACUGCCUCAGAAGAUUCCAAUGACUAAAUAAUUUUGCAUUUGAAAUAUAGUGCUGUAGUGAUAUGCACUUAUUGUACAUCUCUUUGGAAAAAAGUGCCUGACAAAUAUAAUGUCAUGUAAUGGAAUGGAAUGAAGAGGCUCUGGGUAGAAGUUAUGCAGGAUGAGGCUUAGCCAUUCUUAGCCAUAAGCUCAAACAUAAGUGAUUCACUUGAGAUAAGAAGAAAACCAGCAAAUACAAAGGUACUACAGGCCCAGGACUGCUGUACGCACACGUUAACAUUCUAUGUUAAUGUUUUUUUCCAAGGAUCGUAUGCUCCUAAGUUGAAAAAUUAUAAUGCAUCCCAAUUAGUAGAUGUGCUACAAAAAAAUUCCAGUUAGCACACAUCAGUUUUCAGGAAUAAAUGCUCCUAAAAUAGCUGCACUGUAGUCCUGACACAUUCUUCUCAGUGGUGGUCCUGAAGGGACACAGUAUCCACUGGCUUUGGUCUCAGCCAGGCACUUAACCCCCACAUUUAACUCUUCCUUUGUCUUGGCAGAACCAUGUUCUUACCACUUGUUAGUUUUGUGGUUUAAUGGAUUGAGAUAAAUCUGCUGAACUACAACUCUCCAGGCCAGCUGAGUAUUCUUGCUGAACAUGAAAAAACUAUUAAUAUCUCCCUCUGAACCUUUUUACAAAAAGACAGGCACAAUAUAAAGUAUCUUCAAGGAGUCUGAAUAGUUUUGCACAGUUUUACAGAUAGGCACUACACUGAAAGCUUGAAGUUAUUAAAAUCAGUGGAGUAAAAACAGAUCUGUACUCGCGGUUGAAUGGCCAUGAUGGAGUCAUUCCAGGAUUUUACAGCGGUCUUACCGAAGAUACAUCCUGUCUCCCUCUUUUUUGGAUUGGCUUUUCUAUAGUCAAAAUGGUACGGUAAAACUCAACCUACUUCUCACAUUUCCAUACUGCAGGGAGAUAAGUUUUGGUUCUUCAACGUUAUGCUCAUCUGACCAUUCUUGUGCCUUUUGUUAUUUAUCUUUGCAUUUUGUAUUUUUGUUUUUGACAUUGCAUAAAUUUAUCACUUGCGCAACACUCUGCCUUCAUAUCCAGCGAAAACAGUGUUGCAUCAUUUCCCGUGGCUAGAUGGUGAAGUCUUUACAAAAGUGUGUGUUAUUUUUCUGUGAUCUGAUGUUAAUAAACUUCAUUUGCAGGGUAACACAUGUGCAAAUACAAAAAUGAAUGGACAUUUUACCAAGGGCUUGUACUUCUGCUGUAUUGGGUAGAUAGUGUGUUUAGGGUGUUUUUCCACAGCUCUACUCAAUUGUAUAGAACUUACAUCAUAUUAUUAGUUUCCUUGACAGUAAACCACCCAUACCCUUUUUUCACCAAGGCAUUUUGAGGGUGCCGGAGCCGGUGCCUAAUCUCAAACCAGUUCUUCGUGUUUCGACAGCAAAAGAACUGGCUCUCGACCAGGAGAACUGGUUCCAAAGCGGCACCAACACUUGGAUGGUCUAGAACCAAGAACGGUUUACGUCAGGGGCUGGGGGCGGGAUUAUCGUGACCAGCCAAGACCAACUAAACCUUUGUGACCGCCAGGUAGAGUGAGAGCACCUAUUAUCGACUACCUUAAUUCGACAGACAGGAAAACGUAAACUCAUUUGCAACUAUAUAUGAAAUAGGCGAAAUAUCAGUAACAACCUGUACCUAGUUAUGUAGGAAAAAAUAUCCUUGUUAACCUCCAGUUGUUAUUUUUUCAGUACUUUCACGAGGGUUUUUCCUGCGCGGGUAAAUACGUCAGAGGUGGUCCAGUGCUAGCUUUUGGUUGCAACGGAGACGUGUAUCGACCACCCCAUAUAAAUGAAUGGAACUUGACAUAAAUUUGCUAGCAUACUGUUUAAGUGUCCUGUCUUGCAUAUUUGAGGUUAAUAUGAGAAAGGGUCAUCGCUAUCAGCACGCCUAGGAAUCCGUACAUAUUCACUGUUGUAGCUCAAGUCGCAGGAUGCAAAAUAGCCGUUAGGAAAGCAGUUUGAAAUUAUGAAGAAACGUCUGCGCCAUUGGAUUUAAUGGGUCGCGAUGAGAUAAUUCAUAGCGUGUUGCUUGUCUUAAAGUUGAUAUAGUAAAUAAGGCUGUCAUAAUAUAACUAAAUGUAUAUGUAUGAAGUUGGUUUUUUACAUUUAGACAGUUUAUCUGUAUUUUUACAGAACAUACAUUUUAAUAGGUUACAAUGUUACUGGGAAAGCAGAGACGUACACAGUGACGUAAUGAUGUGGCUCUCUAGCCUGUGGAAAAGCAAACCGGUUCUUAGAAGGUUCGCAAGUUGAACCAUCUGCGAACAGGUACUAGCACCAGAACCAGAACUAGGUUUGCAUUGGUGUUAAGGGGGUACCAGUGAGACUGCCUCUCAGGCUCACAGUGAUGUUACAUCGGAUGCUUCAAUGUGGGACACUGUAAAAAGCGCCACACUAGGACCCUUUCUGCGUCUGAACCAUCUGUACAUAUUGUGUUGAUAGUGACAAAUUCACAUUAAACCAUUUGUAUUAAAAUUGCAUUAAAUGUUUUUUUAUGAAUCAGUUUAUCUAGUUUGAUUUUAAGUGUGUUUCAAACUCCCAAACACUUGCCCUGCUCCAAAUGGGAAUUAUGUCAUCCCCAAUUCAUUUUGUGCAAUUUCUCUUGAAUAAUGUGAGCUGUCUAUAAUGUGAGGGAAAUGUAACGCUUUUCCAUGGUAACUUCACAGCCCUGUGUCUUGUAAAAUGCUUUAUUUUUUGUAAAGGAGAAUCUAUAAAUAAACUGUAUAUCUAUAUAGUGUAAA
This is a messenger RNA of Anguilla rostrata (American eel), 7139 nucleotides long. Its product is annotated as ubiquitin-conjugating enzyme E2 Z-like. NCBI's taxonomy places the organism in Eukaryota, Metazoa, Chordata, Actinopteri, Anguilliformes, Anguillidae. The record is from RefSeq and is a predicted model, not a curated record. The transcript has 8 exons. Bases 351 to 1673 code for a protein of 440 amino acids.